GACCAUUCAUUUUCCUUCUAAUCCACACUCUCUGCUUUAACUUCAAGGCCUGCUAUUUUUCUUGUAAGAAGAAGGAAAAACUAGAAGAAACAUCAAUAUUUGAAGAUGAUCAAGAAGCCUCAUGUAGUUUGCAUCCCAUUUCCAGCUCAGGGUCACAUAAGUCCCAUGAUGAAGCUAUCAAAAAUUCUUCAUCACAGAGGAUCUCAUGUAACCUUCGUGAAUACAGAAUUCAAUCAUCAACGAUUACUCAAUUCGAGAGGACCAGAUUCACUUAUAGGCUUGCCUGAUUUUCAUUUUGAAACAAUCCCUGAUGGUCUUCCACCACCAACCAAUCCAAAUGCCACCCAAGAUAUUGUAUCACUCUGCAUAUCCACCCAAACAACUUGCUUAGAACCUUUCCGGAACCUUGUCCAUAGACUAAACAACAAUUCAGUGUCGAAUGUCCCUCUUGUGACCUGCAUAGUUUCUGACGCAGGAAUGAGCUUCACACUCCAAGUAGCUAAAGAGCUAGAAAUCCCAGACUUGUUGUUUCAUACUAUUAGCUUCAGUAGCCUCGCUUGUUUCAUGCAUUAUCCUCAUCUCAUUGAAAGAGGUCUUGUUCCACUCAAAGAUGAAAGUUGUUUCACAAAUGGGUGUAUGGACACCCAAAUUGACUGGAUACCUGGAAUUAAGAAUAUCUUGUUCAGAGAUCUUCCUAGCUCCGUUCGAACAACGGAUCCUAAUGACGCCAUACUGAACUAUGUUUUAAGAGAAGUUAAACGGAGUUAUGAAGCCACAGCCUGGAUUUUCAAUACUUUUGAUGAGUUAGAAAUCGAGGUACUGGAUGCAUUCAAGUCUCAGUUAUCACUGCCUCAGAUUUACACCAUUGGUCCUCUUCACAAUCUUGACAAUCAAAUUCCACAACAUGGGCUGCAGUCAAUUGGAUCAAAUAUGUGGAAAGAGGAUACCAAGUGUAUCAAGUGGCUUGAUUCCAAAGAACCCAAUUCAGUCAUGUAUGUUAAUUUUGGCAGCAUAGCUGUUAUAACCACUCAGCAACUUGUGGAAUUGUCUUGGGGACUGGCUAAUACGAAACACCCUUUUUUCUGGAUUAUCCGACCUGAUCUCGUAGUUGGUGAGUCUGCAAUACUCCCCCCUGAGUUCGUAAUAGAAACCAAAGAAAGAAGUCUGCUCGCAAGUUGGUGUCCACAGGAAUAUGUACUGAAUCACCCAUCCAUAGCUGGUUUCUUAACACACUGUGGAUGGAAUUCAACUUUAGAAAGCUUAUCAAGUGGAGUUCCUAUGAUCUGUUGGCCAUUUUCCGGGGAUCAACUAACAAACUGCAGUUACUCUUGUAACCAUUGGGGUGUUGGAAUGGAAAUUGAUAAUGACGUGAAGAGAGAUGAAGUUGAAAAGAUGGUGAGAGAGUUAAUGGAAGGUGAAACGGGUAAAAAGAUGAAGAGCAGGGCCAUGGAGUUGAAGAAGAAAGCUGAAGAAGCCACAUCACCUGGUGGCUCUUCUUACGCUAACGUGGACGAGAUAAUUAAUUUAUUAGCAGUGUAAAGUGAUUAUCAUGUGAAUGGUGUUAGGUUCACAUUCAGAUAAUAAUGCAGUUGUUAAAGCUACUUAAAUUUAUCAUUCCAGCAGAAGCUAUUGUUUACGGGUCUUGUGGGUUCAGUGUUUAACAUAAAUCUUAAAAAUGGUAAUUCUCUAACGCUGCUCUAGAUGUAUUAAAAUGAUGCAAUAAAUUGACUCCGUUUCUAAAA
Papaver somniferum (opium poppy) is the source of this 1742-nucleotide messenger RNA. Its product is annotated as 7-deoxyloganetin glucosyltransferase-like. The transcript is spliced from 2 exons. NCBI's taxonomy places the organism in Eukaryota, Viridiplantae, Streptophyta, Magnoliopsida, Ranunculales, Papaveraceae. The record is from RefSeq and is a predicted model, not a curated record. Gene Ontology annotation, molecular function: UDP-glycosyltransferase activity. Bases 106 to 1539 code for a protein of 477 amino acids.